Molecule: messenger RNA, 1787 nt
Organism: Fopius arisanus
Lineage: Eukaryota; Metazoa; Arthropoda; Insecta; Hymenoptera; Braconidae
Product: homeobox protein ARX-like
Exons: 3
Coding region: 720-1466 (248 amino acids)
Biological process (GO): regulation of transcription by RNA polymerase II
Molecular function (GO): DNA-binding transcription factor activity, RNA polymerase II-specific; RNA polymerase II transcription regulatory region sequence-specific DNA binding
Source: RefSeq, a predicted model, not a curated record
GUACUGUAAAUUGUAAAUCGUUUUAUAUAAAAAUACUAAAUGCGUUUGUUGUUUCGUUGCACAAUCACUCAAACAGAAAAAAUAUCACUAUUUUCAUCGGAACCCCUGUUGAAAAACUAUCGAUUCAGGGUUGAAACUCAUUUAUAAGUCUUCAGCAUCAGCCCUUGUGGGGUUCCUCACCGGUGAAGCACCUCCAAACGCAGGUAAAACGUGUUAGAAAAGGAGAAAAAAAAAGAGACGAGGGCAAAAAUCAAAAGUAUAGAUAGAGAUAGUGAAGAAAACCGUGGACGAGACACUGGUGAUUCAAUUACCACUGGUCGCACAUUGUCGACGAGGUAAAUAGUUUUACCUUCAUUACUACUAUCCCAAACAAAUUUGAAAAUUCCACGAGCUCCUUAAUCUAAACAAAUUCCCCCUCAAUAAUUAAUUAACUAACAACCACCAGAAAACCGCGAAAAAUCUAAAAGAAAUGUGAUAAAAUAGCGGGGAAGCGGACUACAAUAAUAAUUUCAAUAUAAUUUCAAUGAUAAUUUCAAUAACAAUUCCAGUGAAAAAAUGUUUUUGGAAAAUGGAAAAAUGCAUGAUUAAAUUUGUAAUUAGCAGUGAAGUGAAGGGAGUACUGUGAUUUAAAAAAAUUGUUGCAAUUGACCGGGGAUUCCCGGGAUAAAUUCACGAAAACGGAGUCUCACGACACUCUGGGCGAGGACUUCUUCGUCACAAUGGACUUGAAGGAGGAAGAGGAGACGAAUGCUGAUAAUCGACAGUUGUAUCUGGUUGGAGCACCCCGUGAUCCUCUGGUAUCCACUGGGGCUAUUGUUGAUGGAACAGACGAGAUAAAUUCCAGUGGUGAUCUCCAGUCGACUGCACUGGCUGGUCUGAUGUCAGGACAAUCAUCGUCCGUAUGCUUUCCAACUAAAUUCACUUAUGAUUUUUCGACGAGUCCUAGGAGUGAUGAGAGACAGACAUCCGUAGGAAAACGUAAACAGAGAAGAUAUAGAACAACUUUUACGAAUUUUCAAUUGGAGGAGCUGGAAAGGGCUUUUCAGAAAACACAUUAUCCUGACGUGUUCUUCAGGGAGGAGCUGGCACUGAGGAUUCAGCUCACUGAGGCGAGAGUGCAAGUGUGGUUUCAAAAUCGUCGAGCCAAAUGGCGAAAGCAAGAGAAGCAGUGCAAGAUGCCUGGACAACUUGCUGCCCACAUGACCCCACCAGAAUGUCCAGAGGUUCAUCAACACCAGAGUCACCAGCAGAAUCCCCAGCAGACAGCCGAACAUUUGCUCCUAGAGGCACCUCUGGGCUCUCCUCCACCGAUUUAUCUUGGAAUGGAGUGGACAGGCUUUUCUCCUUACUCCACAGUCCCCACCACAUCCCCAUUGAUCAUGAACACCAUCAACAAACCCCCUGACGUUGAUGACAAUCCGCUACUCGAUCCUGAUCUUCUCCAGCUGAAGAAUCCACGAUCCUAGUCUAAUUCAGUCAAAUUUGUUUAAAGCACUCGAAUUUCGCGCGUCGUCAACUCGACGAAAUUAUACACAAAUAAAAUAAUUUAAUAAAUUCAAAUAAAAUAGUAACUUCAUCUUUAUUCGUUACGUAUAUAUUACAUUCUUUAAAUAUAAUAUCUAUAUCAAUAGAUUUUUCUUCACCUCCUUCACGAAGCCAAAGAAAAUUCGUUCCUCCCGAAAUGUUAUCUCAUUUUUUCAAUAUUUUCCUUUUGUUAAGUACUCCCCAGGGAUGGGAUAAUGACAACGAAAAUGAUAUCGAAUGGUGGAUAAAUUCAGUGGCAAAAU